Amoebophrya sp. A120 is the source of this 3727-nucleotide messenger RNA. NCBI's taxonomy places the organism in Eukaryota, Dinophyceae, Syndiniales, Amoebophryaceae. The record is from the annotation of a GenBank genome assembly.
UGGUAAGAACAUGCUGGAGGGAGCCCGCCGACCACCCAAUUCUAAUUUUCGAUGAUCUGUUAGUUACUUGUUAUUUUGGUAAGAAAUAAAAGUUAAAUUUUUUUCAUACUUAACCGGAUAUCACGUAGACGUACCUAUUUGUGCUUGAUGUAAACGUCGGAAACACUUCCCUCUGCACCCCGAGGACGACGAAUUCAAAAGUAGCUCCUGGGUUGUCGUUGUACUAUUGUAACCGCCCACCGGCGCGGCCACGGCCAGGAGACCUCCUCCUGUGGUCUCUCGAAGAAAAGAUACCGUCGCCGACAAGAAGAUGACACAAAAUCACCAGCACCUGGAGGUGCCGGCGGCACGGCGGGGAACUACAAGGUUCUUGGCCUCAGUUGCAGUACUCGUCGAAUUUAUGUCGUCCCCGCAUCUGUACAACUUCUACUCCUCGGCAAACGCGUUGCAAGUAGUCCGGUGGACCGCGACUCGCAAGCCGGAAGAUGGUGUCGUCGUAGAUGAACCAAGCCAGGACUUCUAUAGCACCAGACCGCUUGAGAACAAUCGUGGUGAGGAACAGCGAGAAGAAGAUGCUGAAGAUCAUGCCGGUAGUACAACAACUGCGCACGACCAGGACGAGCCAACGACAGCACAUUUUAUUUCAACAUCUUCUGCAUCCCUGCUCGAAAACACAAGGACGUCGAUGUCGAAUAAAAUGGAACAACAACUACAAGUGCCGGCUUUCAUCUCCUCUGGGCCCCACAAAACCGUCGGGUUUCUCUUCGAUGCAGAAACGCAAGAGCACCGGCGUGUCGAAGCCGGACCACCAGGCAGACGGCCCGCAGCAACGCGCGGAGUCGAUGGGCUUUACGGGGUCGUGGAUUCUGCUCCGUUGAACAACGGGACUGCCUUUGCCUUUCUAGACGUGAAUCGGGUUACUGUGAACAAGCAAAGCGUCGGCGAUAAAAAUAGUACCGAAAAUCAGCAGGGGAUCGGAAAGCCGCUGCCCAAGAAUUCCCGGCGCUACAGCGUUCUGCUGCUUUUUGAGGAGAUCAAGUGGUACGUUGCGCAGGUGCAAAAACUGUACCAGAUGCAGGGUGUUUCCGACCCCGAAAAUGCGGAAUUCCCCUUUCCCCAGGACUGGCGGGCCUUCCUGCGGUGGAACGACACCACGGGGUGGCUGAAGGACUGGGACCAGGAUUACACGAAGGUGAAAUUUCUUGGGGGGCAAGGGUUCAGUGAGAAGCAGGGCGGUGUUUGGCAGGGACAGAUCGCGCUACUGAGCAGCACGGGGGGCAGCCCGCGGGCCCCGCAGCAGAGGCAAUAUGUUGGAAAGUCUGCGAACACGGUGUCCAACAACCCAAAUGACUAUCGCGACGGGACGGAUGGUGGAGCUGGGUGUGGAGGGGACGAAAACAAGACCACCAGAGAACAGGCCGUGUUUUACCAGACGAUUGCUCGGAAUGAGGUGGUAAAUAUGAUGGCGCAGAAGACCGUGGGAGCGGAGGCGGCCAUGCAGCUGACGGAUGUGUACGGGGACUCGCGCCACCCGUACCACGCAAUUGUUUUCAAUCAGGUGUAUGCUUCCCGAGGCAAUCUGUACGACGUGAUCCGGAAGGAGGGCCUGACAGUCGCAGCGCAAAAACAGGUGCUGAAGGAUAUCCUGCUGGAUUUGGUGAAGAUGCACAACCUAGGGGUUGCGCACCUCGAUGUGAAGCCCCAGAACACGGUUCUGGAUGACGACAACCGCGCCAAACUGAUCGAUUUUGGUGGGUCUCGCUUCUCGCCGACCGGCUUGAUGUCGGCUAUGGAAAACACACUGGCAACGGCGGCCUUCGCGCCCCCGGAGUAUGUCAACUACGGGCGCGGGCACCGGGGGGGAAAGUUGCAGGCCUGGAGCAACCGGUGGGACGUCUGGAGCGUCGCGGUGGUGCUGGACGAACUUCGCCUCUUGGCGAAGGUCUCGUAUGGACCCCGGGACGCUGGACCGAACUUUCAGAGUCAGCUGAAUUUCGCGCGGGAUCGGGGUCCGGAUAAUGGCUCGUACAGGAAGAUGAGCGAGCCUUUUUAUGCGCAGUGGACGCAGCCGGAUAUUCCGCUCGUCGAUGACCCGGCCAACUUUUUGUCGUUUCUGCUCCUCCCCGACUGCCGGAGGUACACCGCGCGGCAGGCCUACCUGCACCCCUUCGUUGGGGGCCUCGAGUUAUUCUGAGGAAAAAUCCCCCCUCCCCAUAUCGAAAAGGUAUGUUUCCGAAAAUUUGUGUUGCUGAUUUGAGGGCACAGAUCCCGUCUGUCUUGCAAGAAGACAAGCGCAGAGGCUUCCGCACCAUUAUGGAAGCGAUUUGGCAUGCUGUUGCGCCUAGGGGGCGCCCGUUUGCAAUGCUAAGCAAAUAGACCUAUACGCCCCUACCUAGGCCCAGGAUCUGACUGCGAUGCCCAACUGCAAGACAAAUCCGAUUUGUUUACCCAAAUCCUGCAUCACAGAUGUCCACUUCGAUAUGGGGAGGGGGGAUUUUUCCUUUUGAUACGAGUCCGACCUUCCGCCGGAGACCGCGAUGGAAACCGCGAGCUGCCGCAACACCGGGCCCUACGUGCUGAAGACGGGACUCAACUACACGAUCCCCACCGUGGCCCCGACCGACCUGGGGCAGGAUUCCUGGGAAUGCUUUGACGAAGACGGUCCGGAUUGUGGUGUGACCCCAGAGUCCCCGAGCUCAUCUUCCUCCUGUGGACGAUAAAUCGGGCUAGUAUCUACGCACUUGCUUUUAUAUUUCGAGCAUUUUUCUUUUUUCUUGUUCAUCUGCAUUUUUUAUGUAUUCGUACGACUUUCUUAAUUGAUUGAAACACUUUUGCACAAUACAUGUUGCACUUUAUCGAUAUCGGCGAAAGCGCGGAUACCGCUCUAGAAUUCUGUUUCUUACUGUCUGUACGGAGAAGGAGCAUCGAAAAAGCGACCGAAACUACUUGUAGUGAAAUUUAAUAUGUAAUAUUUCUUUGUUCUCACGGCUCCAGUUCCCUCUCAGCCACAGAAUCCACACUUUUGCUUUAGUACGUAAUCACUCGAAUUCAAAAACUUUGAGCUUAUUGCUUUUUUUAUUGCAGCAGGCAAUCGUAAUAUCGAGUAGCGCUAGUAGGGUGUUGUAACCUCGUGGACUUCUGGCUCGCCGGACGACAGAGGUCUUCUGAGAAUCUCCUUGCGCCGACUGUUUUAAUUUUCGGGACUUAACAUGGAACUAAAACUACUACGUCAUUCUUUCUCCAGACGGAGGACUUCGCUUUCAUCUUUUGACACAGCGAUGUUUUGCUUUCAGCUUUUGACACAUAUCAUACAUAAUGCUGAUGAAGUGACACGACAUAUCGUUUUUCGGAAUGCUAUACAUAGGAUGUCGUCACAACUCUGGUCUUCAGCACUAGUGGCUGGCUGUGCGUCAUGAAGACCAGAGCCGUGGCGCAGCAUCCCGUUCGCAAUUUUGACUACUUCCCUCUGCAAAGCCAUCAGGCGCACCAUGCUGCGGAGGUGGCUCUUUCAAUGAGUAGUGCGCACUAUCUAUAUUUUUCCACGACCCGAUUGUCCAUUUUAACAUCCGCCUCAGACGAAGCCGACGUCCUGUCUCAGGAGGACGGAAAUCAAAGAUCCGCAGAUUUGAUGGGAAAGUCUGAUUGGAUUUGAAGAAAAGGAGGAUAUUAAAAAACGGGCAGUAGCUGCUGCACCUUGAAGAGAGAUUUCUGUUUCAUUAAGAGGGAA